Molecule: messenger RNA, 5568 nt
Organism: Zootoca vivipara (common lizard)
Lineage: Eukaryota; Metazoa; Chordata; Lepidosauria; Squamata; Lacertidae
Gene: APCDD1
Product: APC down-regulated 1
Biological process (GO): negative regulation of Wnt signaling pathway
Cellular component (GO): plasma membrane
Molecular function (GO): Wnt-protein binding
Source: RefSeq, a predicted model, not a curated record
AUAUCUCCCAGCCCUUUGUAGUCUCCUUUCAAGUCGAGGGUGUCCGAUUUCGGGAUCCGGAGGCGAGCAGCGCCCCUCCCCGACCCCUCCUCCUCCUCCUCCUCUGCCCGCUGGAAGGGGAAAUAUGAAGGGGAGUUUCUGCAGCAGCAGCAGCAGCAGCUCAGUGAGGAGAAGAAAAAGCCGCGGGAGGAAACCCGGAGGAGAAGCCGGCAGGGAAACGGGGACGACCAGAGAGGUUGCAGAAGGCAGGGAAAGUGCCUGAGGAUCCCCAGACGCCUCUCUGCGCACGCCCAGAGUCCUUUGGGGCGCCCGGCAUGGGGCGCGCCGCCUUGUAUUGAAAGCUCUCAGCACAGGAGGGGGAGCGCGUGGAGUUCAGCCUCGGGCAGAAGCCGCCGCCGCGCGAGGAGGCUGGGACUUGGCUGCCUCCUUCUGCUCGUGCCGCUGGCCCCGAAGAGAGAGCGGUGUGUGGGGGGGAUUCCGCCGCUGUGCUUCUCUGGGAUUCUGAUUCCGCCAGGUGGGUGCCGAGAAGAGGCUCUCCAGCCCGCCGCCCGCCCUUCAUCUUCCCGCAAGGAUUUUGUGUGUGGCUGGGGUUGGGGGAUUAUUGGCAUUGCAAAGAGGAGGCACAAAGCUUGUCGGAGAAGAAAGUGUUGAGGGAGAGGAAGAAAGCGCCGGAGGGAGGAUAAAAGGAAAAAGGAGGAAGAAAGAGGCGGAAGGGAAAGUGAGAGGCUUGGACGGGGGAAGCCGCUGGAGAGCUGGAAAUGUCCUGUCUCUACUGCAGCCUGGUGAGAUGCCUGUUCCUAGCCCUGCUCUCGCAUGGGCUGGGAGAAGGUUCUGCACUUCUUCAUCCAGACAGCAGGUCACACCCUCGAUCAUUAGAGAAGAGCGCGUGGAGAACUUUCAAGGAGUCACAGUGUCCUCACAUGCUGAAACAUCUUCACAAUGGAGCCCGAAUUACUGUACAAAUGCCUCCCACUAUUGAGGGACACUGGGUCUCCACCGGUUGUGAAGUAAGGUCGGGCCCAGAAUUCAUCACUAGAUCCUACAGAUUCUACCACAAUAAUACAUUCAAGGCCUAUCAGUUUUACUACAGAGGUAACCGAUGCACAAACCCAAUCUAUACCUUAGUUAUCCGUGGCAAAAUUCGCCUUCGCCAAGCAUCCUGGAUCAUUCGAGGAGGGACUGAAGCAGAUUACCAGCUGCACAACAUACAGAUAAUCUGCCAUAGUGAGACAGUGACUGAGAGACUAAGUCAGUUGGUGAACCACACAUGCCCUGGAUUUGUACCAGAGGAUAAAGCCUGGGAGCAGAAUGUGAGCUACGAUUUAUGGAGAGAAGAGAAUGGCUACGAAUGCACCAGAGCACUGAAUUUUGCUAUGCAUGAGCUUCAACUCAUCCGUGUAGAGAAACAGUACCUUCACCAUAAUUUAGAUCACUUGGUCGAGGAGCUAUUUCUUGGAGACAUACACACUGAUCCUGCUCACAGGAUGUAUUAUCGUCCAUCUAGUUACCAACCCCCUCUUCAAAAUGCUAAGAACCAUGACCAUUCAUGUAUAGCAUGCAGGAUCAUCUAUCGGUCAGAUCAACACCACCCACCAAUUUUACCUCCGAAGGCUGAUUUGACUAUUGGAUUACAUGGGGAAUGGGCAAGCCAGCGCUGCGAAGUCCGUCCUGAAGUGCUCUUUCUCACCAGGCACUUCAUCUUCCAUGACAACAACAAUACCUGGGAAGGUCAUUACUAUCAUUAUUCUGACCCAAUCUGCAAGCACCCCACUUUCACCAUCUAUGCCAAAGGUCGUUACAGCCGGGGAGUACAUUCAUCCAGAGUGAUGGGAGGAACAGAAUUUGUGUUUAAAGUGAAUCAUAUGAAGGUUACACCCAUGGACAUAGCUACUGCCUCUCUACUGAAUGUCUUCAGUGGAAAUGAGUGUGGGGCAGAAGGAUCAUGGCAAGUUGGGGUGCAGCAAGAUGUUACUCACACCAACGGAUGCAUUGCUUUGGGAAUUCGUCUGCCGCAUACAGAGUACGAGAUCUUCAAAAUGGAGCAGGAUGCCAGAGGGAGAUACUUGUUGUAUAAUGGCCAGAGACCUAGUGAUGGAUCCAGUCCAGACAGACCAGAAAAGAGAGCCACCUCGUACCAAAUGCCCUUAAUUCAAUGUACUACAUCCACACCAAGAGCAGAUGAAACAUUAGAAGAAAACAAACUAGGAUGGUACAGCAGUGGAGCACCAGCAAAAAAUCCCUGUGCUUUUGUUUUGGUUAUGAUGCUGGCUGUUAGUACUGUGCCAACGUUGGGCAUUUACAGCUAGAAGUGCAUUUUCAAAUAACUCCAUAUCAGGGCAAGUGUAGGACUUAGGCUACAUGGGAAGAUGUCAUAAAGCAUCUUAACUGACAAAAAAAGGACAUUUUCUUGAUGCCUUAAGAGCUGUUGUUCCUUUUAUCCUCCUUGAAUCAUGAAUAGCACCAGUUUGCUUCUGCUUUGAACUUCAUCCAAUCUGAUCCAUGGCCUGACAUGACUGCACAACAGUAAUUGCACUUUAAAACUGCAGUUCUUCUCCCCUCACCCCGUCUUCAGUUUGUUCUUUAGAACAAAAUCUUACACAACUUUUCAUCUACCAACUGUGCCGUUGCAGUUGCUCCUACUCCCCAAAUCAGUUUCAUCUUUGAAUUUGAUUAUCUAGAAUUAUGUUUUUAUCGUAUUGUGUCAAUACUGAUAAACUGCAUCGUUCUUCUGCUACAUUGUAUAUAUGUAUAUAUGAAAAAUCCAACUAAGGAUGUAUCUUAAAUACACUUUUAUAGAGUUUACAUAAAAUAUUAAAUGAUCUUUAGGGUCAAGAAUGCUGAAUGGAAAAUCUCAAAUUAAACCUGCACAGAUAAUUUAAAUGAUUGUGUAUAUAUAGGUGGUGAAUUUAAGAAUAAUCAAAGAUUUAGAGUGACAUAUGGUGCCAAUGUUUUUUAAUAAGUUGCCCAACUUAUCACAGUUCAAAGCAAUUUCUGGGGUCCACCAACCGCUUUCCCCCAACUUUGAAAAAGCAAAGACAAAGGGAAAAAAGCAACAAGAUUUCUCAAAUAUAGAAACCAAGGUGAACCAAGAUUUCUCAAAUAUAGAAACCAUAUCUUCAUAAUAAAUUCAGGAUAGUGGACUGUUUGCCAAAUGCAAUGCACUUAAGUUGACAUUCAUUUUAUUAGACUGGGCAAUUCAAUAAAGCAAGCAAGGCUUAAUCUAUAUCUUUAUAUAUUUAUUUUUGCAAGACUUUUUUUUAAAAGAAUUCAUAAUAAGUUGUGGCAAAGAAUGGAGUUUAACUAGGAGCAAGAUGGUAGCCAAGUCAGUUUUCUUUUGUUAAUGAAGUAGACAAACUGAAUAUUAAAUUAUUCUUUUUUUUCACUGGGAAUGGGACAGGGGGUCAUGUAAGCUCCAUUGCUUUAAAUCAGGGACAGGGAAACCUAUCGCUUUCACAUUAUUGGACAGAACCCCAGCCAGCAUGGUCAUUGAUGAUGGGAGUUUAGUCCAACUACAUCUGGAGGGAGAUUCCCCACCCCUGCUUUAAAUUCACAGUAGCCUCUUUACAUAAUGCCACAAUGACAAACAUUAAAUAAGAUGACCCCUAAGUAUCAUCUUAUUUAAAACCAGCAGUUUGAAGUCCGAAUUAUCUCUUCUCUUUCACGCAUGUGUAUUCACAUAUAAUUUACUGACAUGUACAAGUGGGACAAGUUUCAAAUCCAGUGGUGAAAAAUAGCAAUGGGUAAACCAAGCCACGGUGUUGGGUCCCUUAGUAUAAUAGGAAGUGUUCUGUGAUAAACCUACAAAUUGGGACGCAUGAUAAGAAGGAAAGGAGCGAUAAGGAGCUGCAGAGGGAAGGCGGCAUAAAGAAAAAUUACCUUUCCCCCUUCUGUACAUAGAAGUCUCCAUAAGAUAAGAGUCUUCUGUCGACAAAGGGACACAACUAUAUACAACCUGUGGUAAGGCACAAUAAACAGAAAGUGAGGGAUGCAACUGAGUCUACAAAAAAGGGCCAGUCUUACCAGCAGAAUUACACUUAUAAUGUAUGAACAUCAUUCACUGGAAGCUGCUGCCAUGGGCUUGCUUUCUCCACUUCUUGUUAUUUUUCAUCAUCUGCAGAAGUGAAAGGGGAACUCAUUUAUGCAAUUCAGAUCUUGAAUUUUUGACAAUGACAGUGAAAAGCACAAUGUGCAACACCUGUAUUUCCACAUAUGCCAUAACUAGAUGGGAGAUCAGCAAGCCCAAGGCUCAGUGGUUUAUACCACAGUGCCACCCCCUGCCACUUAGAAUAAUAGAAUUGCAGAAUUUGAAGGGACCCCAAGGGUAAUUAGUUCAGGAAUAUCAACUAAAUCAUACAUGGCAGAUGGCUGCCCAACUUCUACUUUAAAACCUCCAAUAUCCUCCUUAAAUUGUGGCCCCCAGAACUGGGCACAAUAUUCCAGGUGUGGCCUGACCAAGACAGAAUAGAGGAGGACUAUUACUUCCAUUGAUUUGCUCCUGCAUAGCACUGUUGAGUCAUGUUAAGCUUGGGGCACUUUUCACAUGUACUACUGACAAACCAGUGGUGCCCCCCAUCUUAUAAUUGUGCAGUUGUUCCUGCCUAAUUGUAGAACCUUACAAAUGUCCUUACUGAAAUCCAUUUUGCCAGUUUUAGCCCAGUUGUCCAAUCUGUUAAGGUUAUCUUGAAUCCCGAUUCUGAUGCCCCUUAAUACUUUCAUCAAGUCGUUUAUAAAGAUGUUGAACAACAACAGGCCCAGAAAAGACCCCUGUGGUAUCCCAUUUGUCAUUUUUUUCCCAGGAUGACAAGAAGCCAUUAGUGAGUACUCUUUUUGUUUGGGCAGUCAACCAGCUGCAAAUACACCUAACAGUUACAUCUUCCAGUACACAUUUUGCCAGCUUCUCUGCAAGAAUAGCAUGCGGGACUUUGUCAAAAGCCUUACUGAAAUCAAGAUAUACUAUGUCCAUAGCAUUCCUGAUCUACCAUGCUUGCAACUAUUUUUUUUAAAAAAAGACUCGUCUGGUAUGACUUUCUUUUGAGAUACGCAAGCUGGGUCUUAGUAAUCAAAGCAUCUUUUAAUUAUCAGUUCUAGGGCAUUUCCUGGUAUCAAUGUCAAGCUGACUGGUCAAUAGUCACCUGGGUCUUCUCUCCACCCUUUUUAAGAUGGGGACAUUUGCCUGCCGGGAGAACAGGUGAAAUACUUCCACCUGCUGCAGACUUCACCUGUUCUCCAGGAAUUCUCAAAGAUUAUGGACACAGGCUCAGAUAUCAUAUGUGCAAGCUACUACUCUUGGGUGCAGCUCAUCAGGCCCUGGAGAUUUGAAUUCCUUACCACCUGGUUUACUAUCUUGAGCUACAGCUCCCUCCUUGCAUUGUUAUGUUUUCAUCAGGUUAGGCACUGCUUUCCUUCUGGGUGAAGGCAGAGGAAAAUAGGUGUUGAUCAGUUCCGCCUUCUGUCACCCAAUAGCAUUUCUUCAUCUUCUCCACGCAAGAGAUCUACUACUUGCUUGCUCUUCCUCUUGCUUCAAACACAACCAAAGAAACUUCUUAUUUUAAACCUCACUUGCAAGCC